AAGGGGAAGGGGGCGUACCAAAAAUUUCAUCUCAUCGGUCAUUUCUGGGAUGCUGUGAAAGGAGGCCCCAAGAGAUAGUCCACCGCAAUCCGACGAUCUGAGCAAUCAACCUACACACUCCUCCUUCCCUCUUUCUUUCUUUCUCGAUUUCUACACUAAUUACCAAACGGGAAACUCACACUUCGCUUCUCUCUCUUUCUCUCGCUCUCCACCUUUUUGUUAAUUCGUACACAGGGUUUUUCGUUUUCGUUUCGAUCCUCUUCAAUUUCGUUUCUCUUCUCUUACUUCUUCUACUCCACGAUCUCCUCCUGGGUUUCGCCGUUUUCCAAUGGAAAUGUAUUAGAUAAGCCCUCUCCCCCCAUCAGAAUAAGAUUGUGAAAGAACGAUCUAGUUGCACAAACCUCUUUCCCAUCAUGGCGGUUGCUGAGAAUGUUGGACCCAAAAUCGGCUCUCCAAGUCAAAGUUUUGAAAACACGAUGCUUUCCUCCGAUUCUAAUGAUCCCAAGGAUGUCGAAAAUCAGAAGCCUAAGAACGAUUCUGCGGUUUCGAUUAAUGCAGAACCCGACUUUCAUCCCAACGGAAUCGAUCAGAAUACACAGAAGAAGGCACACCUCCAGGAGAGAGCUGCUGCCGCAGCUUCUUUUGCACUUCCUUCACCCAAUUUCAAGUCCCAAAUGGGUCAGAUGCAGAACGGGUUUGAAACUAAUGCCCAGUCGCUAAUGGUGAAGUCUGCUGGUGGUUAUGGGAUGAAUCAGAGGCCUAAUGGAGUGAUAAACGGAGCCGAUGGAGGGGAAAACUUUAAGAGGGAUAUGAGGGAUCUGGAGGACUUACUAUCCAAAUUGAAUCCCAUGGCUGAGGAAUUUGUUCCUCCUUCGCUAGCUAAAAAUUUUUCUGGUUACUUCGGCGGUGCUGCCCUUGGGUAUACGAACGACUUUCUAUUGCAAGCUAAUUCUCUCAACAACGAAGGGAAUAAUAAUCGAAGGAAGAAGAAUGGUUUUAGUCAAGGAAGACGGAAGACGAAUAAUAAGAUGAAUGCAGUGAAGCGAGAUGAGAUGACCCGGAGGACGGUGUAUGUAUCAGACAUUGAUCAGCAGGUGACUGAAGAGCUACUUGCUACUGUCUUUGCUAACUGUGGAGAGGUUGUUGACUGUCGUAUCUGUGGUGAUCCCAACUCCAUUCUUCAUUUUGCCUUCAUUGAGUUCACUGAUGAAGAGGGUGCAAGGGCUUCCUUGAAUCUUUCAGGGACAGUGCUUGGUUUUUAUCCAGUCAGAGUGCUGCCCUCAAAAACUGCAAUAGCACCUGUCAAUCCUGAAUUUUUACCCAGGUCGGAUGACGAACGUGAGAUGUGCUCAAGAACUAUCUAUUGUACAAAUAUUGACAAGAAGGUUACUCAAGCAGAGGUCAAGCUGUUCUUUGAAUCAUUAUGUGGAGAGGUUCAGCGCCUUAGGCUACUUGGAGAUUAUCAUCAUUCCACUCGUAUAGCAUUUGUUGAGUUUACAAUGGCUGAGAGUGCAAUUGCUGCUCUUAAUUGCAGUGGAGUGGUGUUGGGUUCCCUGCCAAUAAGGGUGAGCCCAUCAAAGACCCCAGUUCGUCCUCGCUCUCCUCGUGCCCAGCUGAACUGAAUGAUCCCUGCAUCUGUUCCAUGUCGGUCUGGUGCUCAAUAGAUAUAUUUAUAUAUAUUGCAUAUAUAUAUAUAUAUAUAUAUAUUAUGGUUAUAGAGAUAUGUUCAGAAGGGGUUGUUGCCUUUAGUGAUGCAUGGAUCCUCUGCAGUGUUGGUACCUUUUGGUACCUUGAACUAGAAGGUGCUAUUGGUGAACGAGAUAUUUGUUUAGGUUUUUUAUAGAGUGGAUGGCAUUUUGAGGCUCUUAAUCGAUUAUCUCUGACAUGUUAUGAUGGAUGGAUGGAUUAUGUAGGGUUGAUCCCUGGGAACACUUAGCACUUGCUUUCAAUGUUUCUAACUGGAAACUCUUAAUCAACUCUCCGCUCUUUAGUCUC
Messenger RNA from Cucurbita maxima (winter squash), 1995 nucleotides. Its product is annotated as polyadenylate-binding protein-interacting protein 12. The transcript has 11 exons. The record is from RefSeq and is a predicted model, not a curated record. Gene Ontology annotation, molecular function: RNA binding. The coding region runs from base 414 to 1622 and encodes 402 amino acids. Lineage: Eukaryota; Viridiplantae; Streptophyta; Magnoliopsida; Cucurbitales; Cucurbitaceae.